This is a messenger RNA of Acanthosepion pharaonis, 663 nucleotides long. NCBI's taxonomy places the organism in Eukaryota, Metazoa, Mollusca, Cephalopoda, Sepiida, Sepiidae. The record is from the annotation of a GenBank genome assembly.
AUGGAGGCUUUUAAAGCUGGUCAACUGCCACGCCGGAAGUGUCCGAAAAUUCUCUUUUCUCUUUGCCCUCGCUUUCUCUCUAACCCCUCUCUCUUUUCUCUUUUAGUCUCUUUUUUCUUUACCCUUGCUUUCUCUCUAACCCCUCUCUCUUUUCUCUUUUAUCUCUUUUCUCUUUACCCUUGCUUUCUCUCUAACCCCUCUCUCUUUUCUCUUUUAGUCUCUUUUCUCUUUACCCUUGCUUUCUCUCUAACCCCCUCUCUCUUUUCUCUUUACCCUUGCUUUCUCUUUAAACUUCCUCUCUCUUUUCUCUUUUACAUGUCCUGCUUAUAUCUAUCUAUCUAUCUAUCUAUCUAUCUAUCUAUCUCAUUGUUUGUUUCUUUCUAUCUAUCUCAUUUCCGUUCAUAUCUAUCUAUCUAUCUUUCUAUCUAUCUAUCUCUCUAUCUGUCUAUUCAAAUCUAUUCAGAUCUAUUUCAAUCUGUUCAUAUCUAUUUCAGUAUGUCCUUAUCUAUCUAUCUAUCUAUCUAUCUAUCUAUCUAUCUCUUUAAUUUCAUAUCUAUCUCUUUAAUUUCAUAUCUAUCUAUUUAUCUAUCUAUCUAUUUCAGUUUUUCUUUGUUAUCUAUUUAUCCAUUUUUCUGUUCCUCCAUCCAUCUAUCGAUAUUUUAG